AUGGAGCUGUGCUUCAGAUUUGAGAUUAUCUUUAACAGAAACACAGCAGUUAUGCACGUGAGUGUGCACGUGACCGACGGUCAGGGACAGUUGGAGGCUCUAGUCCCCGAGGCGGACGGCGUCCGGACAGGGGACCCCACGGCCGCCCCCCCGGCGCUCCCCGUCCUGUGGGACGAGCUGCAGGGUCUGAGGGAUCUGGUGCUGAGCCUGAAAGCCGUGGCGGUGGAGCAGCGCCAGGCGCUACGCAGCGUGGAGAGCCGGCUGAGAGACGGCGAGCUGGAGGCCGAGCGCCAGAGACGCAGCGUGGAUGCUCUGCAGGAGACGGCGGGCCGCCAGACACGCAGCGUGGACGCUCUGCAGGAGGCGGCCGUCCAGCAGGGGGAGCAGCUGAGCAGCACGGCGGCGAGGACGGAGGCCGACAGGAAGCUGCUGACGGAGCUGAACUCAGAUCUGAGGAGGAAGCUGGAGGAGCUGGAGACAAAGAGCCGAGUUCGAGACGUGGAGUUUUCGACUCAGGUGUCGGCGCUUCGGCUGAGACUGAACAGCAGCGAGAGCUCGCUGGACGACCUGCAGAGGAAGAACUCAGUGCUGGAGUCCAAGCUGCCGUUUCUUCAGACCAGACUGAGAGCGAGUGAGAGCACGGUGGAGCAGCUGAGGAGGAAGAGUUCAGUGCUGGCGUUGAGACUGUGUCACACUGAGAGUCUGAUGGAGGAGCUGAGGAUUCAGACCUCAGCAUUCCCGGCUUCCAACAGCUCAUCUGAGACGGAGAACUCACACACACGAGCUCUGCAUAGUCGACUGAACUCACUGGAGGAAAAACUGAAUUCUUCUGCCGAGAGACACAAACUCAGCUUCAUACGAGAUGCGGUGUCAGAGAUCAGCAGCAGACUGGACGAGCUGAACAGAAACUCUGCAGCUCUGGAGGUCAGACUGAGUGACGAUGAGACACAGCUGGAAGAUCUGAAGACAGAAAACACAGAGCUGGAGGUCAGACUGAGUGACAGCGAGAAACAGCUGGAAGAUCUGAAGACAGAAAACUCAGAGCUGGAGGUCAGACUGAGUGACAGCGAGAAACAGCUGGAAGAUCUGAAGGCAGAAAACACAGUUCAGUCUGAUCAACUUUCUUUGAUGGAGUCCAGACUGAUAGACAGACACAACAACACUACAGCUCUGGAGGUCAGACUGAGUGACAGCGAGAAACAGCUGGAAGAUCUGAAGAAAGAAAACACAGAGCUGGAGGUCAGACUGAGUGACAGCGAGAAACAGCUGGAAGAUCUGAAGACAGAAAACUCAGUUCAGUCUGAUAAACUUUCCUUGAUGGAGUCCCGACUGACAGACGGACACAACAACACUACAGCUCUGGAGGUAAGACUGAGAUCCACUCAGACACAGCUGGAACAGCUGGAGAAUCACACUGCAGCUCUGGAGGUCAGACUGAGUGACAGCGAGAAACAGCUGGAAGAUCUGAAGACAGAAAACACAGUUCAGUCUGAUAAACUUUCCUUGAUGGAGUCCAGACUGACAGACGGACACAACAACACUGCAGCUCUGGGGGUAAGACUGAGAUCCACUCAGACACAGCUGGAACAGCUGGAGAAUCACACUGCAGCUCUGGAGGUCAGACUGAGUGACGAUGAGACACAGCUGGAAGAUCUGAAGACAGAAAACACAGAGCUGGAGGUCAGACUGAGUGACAGCGAGAAACAGCUGGAAGAUCUGAAGACAGAAAACUCAGAGCUGGAGGUCAGACUGAGUGACAGCGAGAAACAGCUGGAAGAUCUGAAGGCAGAAAACACAGCUCUGGAGGUCAGACUGAGUGUUAAUGAGAAACAGCUGGAAGAUCUGAAGACAGAAAACUCAGUUCAGUCUGAACAGCUUUCCUCGUUGGAGUCCAGACUGAAUAUCACACACAAAAACACUGCAGAGCUGGAGGUCAGACUGAGUGUCGGUGAGAAACAGCUGGAAGAUCUGAAGACAGAAAACUCAGUUCAGUCUGAUAAACUUUCCUUGAUGGAGUCCAGACUGACAGACGGACACAACAACACAACAGCUCUGGAGGUAAGACUGAGAUCCACUCAGACACAGCUGGAACAGCUGGAGAAUCACACUGCAGCUCUGGAGGUCAGACUGAGUGACGAUGAGACACAGCUGGAAGAUCUGAAGACAGAAAACACAGCUCUGGAGGUCAGACUGAGUGUCGGUGAGAAACAGCUGGAAGAUCUGAAGACAGAAAACUCAGUUCAGUCUGAUAAACUUUCCUUGAUGGAGUCCCGACUGACAGACGGACACAACAACACUACAGCUCUGGAGGUAAGACUGAGAUCCACUCAGACACAGCUGGAACAGCUGGAGAAUCACACUGCAGCUCUGGAGGUCAGACUGAGUGACGAUGAGACACAGCUGGAAGAUCUGAAGACAGAAAACACAGCUCUGGAGGUCAGACUGAGUGUCGGUGAGAAACAGCUGGAAGAUCUGAAGACAGAAAACUCAGAGCUGGAGGUCAGACUGAGUGACAGCGAGAAACAGCUGGAAGAUCUGAAGACAGAAAACACAGUUCAGUCUGAUAAACUUUCCUUGAUGGAGUCCCGACUGACAGACGGACACAACAACACUACAGCUCUGGAGGUAAGACUGAGAUCCACUCAGACACAGCUGGAACAGCUGGAGAAUCACACUGCAGCUCUGGAGGUCAGACUGAGUGACGAUGAGACACAGCUGGAAGAUCUGAAGACAGAAAACACAGUUCAGUCUGAUCAACUUUCUUUGAUGGAGUCCAGACUGAUAGACAGACACAACAACACUACAGCUCUGGAGGUCAGACUGAGUGACAGCGAGAAACACCUGGAAGAUCUGAAGACAGAAAACUCAGAGCUGGAGGUCAGACUGAGUGACAGCGAGAAACAGCUGGAAGAUCUGAAGACAGAAAACUCAGAGCUGGAGGUCAGACUGAGUGACAGCGAGAAACAGCUGGAAGAUCUGAAGACAGAAAACACAGUUCAGUCUGAUAAACUUUCCUUGAUGGAGUCCCGACUGACAGACGGACACAACAACACUACAGCUCUGGAGGUAAGACUGAGAUCCACUCAGACACAGCUGGAACAGCUGGAGAAUCACACUGCAGCUCUGGAGGUCAGACUGAGUGACGAUGAGACACAGCUGGAAGAUCUGAAGACAGAAAACACAGUUCAGUCUGAUCAACUUUCUUUGAUGGAGUCCAGACUGAUAGACAGACACAACAACACUACAGCUCUGGAGGUCAGACUGAGUGACAGCGAGAAACACCUGGAAGAUCUGAAGACAGAAAACUCAGAGCUGGAGGUCAGACUGAGUGACAGCGAGAAACAGCUGGAAGAUCUGAAGACAGAAAACUCAGAGCUGGAGGUCAGACUGAGUGACAGCGAGAAACAGCUGGAAGAUCUGAAGACAGAAAACACAGUUCAGUCUGAUAAACUUUCCUUGAUGGAGUCCCGACUGACAGACGGACACAACAACACUACAGCUCUGGAGGUAAGACUGAGAUCCACUCAGACACAGCUGGAACAGCUGGAGAAUCACACUGCAGCUCUGGAGGUCAGACUGAGUGACGAUGAGACACAGCUGGAAGAUCUGAAGACAGAAAACACAGUUCAGUCUGAUCAACUUUCUUUGAUGGAGUCCAGACUGAUAGACAGACACAACAACACUACAGCUCUGGAGGUCAGACUGAGUGACAGCGAGAAACACCUGGAAGAUCUGAAGACAGAAAACUCAGAGCUGGAGGUCAGACUGAGUGACAGCGAGAAACAGCUGGAAGAUCUGAAGACAGAAAACACAGUUCAGUCUGAUCAACUUUCUUUGAUGGAGUCCAGACUGACAGACGGACACAACAACACUACAGGGCUGGAGGUCAGACUGAGUGUUAGUGAGAAACAGCUGGAAGAUCUGAAGACAGAAAACUCAGUUUUCAGCGUCAGACUAAAUGAAACUGACGAAAUUCUGCAGCAGCUUAAAAACACCAACUCAGAGCUGGAGGUCAGACUGAGUGACAGCGAGAAACAGCUGCAAGAUCUGAAGACAGAAAACACAGAGCUGGAGGUCAGACUGGGUGACGAUGAGAAACAGCUGGAAGCUCUGAAGGCAGAAAACACAGGGCUGGAGGUCAGACUGAGUGUUAGUGAGAAACAGCUGGAAGAUCUGAAGACAGAAAACUCAGUUUUCAGCGUCAGACUAAAUGAAACUGACGAAAUUCUGCAGCAGCUUAAAAACACCAACUCAGAGCUGGAGGUCAGACUGAGUGACAGCGAGAAACAGCUGCAAGAUCUGAAGACAGAAAACACAGUUCAGUCUGAUCAACUUUCCUUGAUGGAGUCCAGACUGACAGACGGACACAACAACACUACAGAGCUGGAGGUCAGACUGAGUGUUAGUGAGAAACAGCUGGAAGAUCUGAAGACAGAAAACUCAGUUUUCAGCGUCAGACUAAAUGAAACUGACGAAAUUCUGCAGCAGCUUAAAAACACCAACUCAGGUGAGCUGAAGGUGGCGUUCUCGGCCGGUCUGACUGAUUCAGGAGCAGUCGGACCGUUCGACACGGAGACGACUCUGACCUUCUCCAAAACCAUCUCCAACAUCGGCCGAGCCUACAACCAGACUGCAGGUGUGUUCACGGCUCCCGUCAGAGGACUUUACUUCUUCAGCUUCACGGCUGCAGAUUACCUGAAGGGUUACAUGGGUCUCUACCUGUACAGGAACAACCAGCCAAUCCUCUUCAACCUGGACCUGAACGACCACGGCGGCUACGCGUCAACGUCCAACGCCAUCGCUCUACAGCUAGAGGAGGGUGACAAGGUCCGCCUCAGUCUGCCGGCCAGCUACCGGCUCUACGACGACUCCCGAAACUUCAGCGUCUUCUCCGGCUUCCUGCUAUUCGCCCUCUGACGGGACAGUCCCAGCAUCAGGGUACGAGUGAGACAUCCUGUCUGCAUAAACUAUCCUUGCAGCUGUCAGAUUGGACCGAAAACACUGGACUUUUAUUUUGGUAGUGACUUCCUGUGGUUACAACCAAGAUGGACGUGUUUACAUCAAUGAAGCUCAUAAAUAUUAAAAGGUAAGCUGGUUUUUAUUCCACCCUGGACCCUAUUCUCCAUGUUUGUGUGUCUGAGUGUCUGAUGGAACAACAAUCUGUGAAACUGGUCCAGUAUUAAACCAGAA
Messenger RNA from Sander lucioperca (pikeperch), 5190 nucleotides. Its product is annotated as myosin-13-like. The coding region runs from base 1 to 4917 and encodes 1638 amino acids. The transcript is spliced from 67 exons. The record is from RefSeq and is a predicted model, not a curated record. Gene Ontology annotation, molecular function: protein binding. Lineage: Eukaryota; Metazoa; Chordata; Actinopteri; Perciformes; Percidae.